AACGAAAUUAUAAGUUCUGUACAAGGGUGACGUCGAACUGUCCCUUCAGACAAUCACUGCCAAGUCGAGGCUAAUAUUAAGGCAAAGUUAGUGUGGAAACAAGUACUGGAAUCAUUAAAUCAACGACUAGAUUUUCAGGGAUGACGUCAGUCGUAUUCACCACCAUUUCCCUCCCCUUAUGAUUUUUUUUUUGUUUAAAACUUUUUUGAGGGGGCACAAAGACCACUUUGCCCGAGGGAAAAAAUAGCGACAAGAUUAGGGUUUCUUUUCAAGGCCCAGCAUUACUUGCUACUAAUCCGAAUUUGGCUAAUUGAUAGUCUGUAAAAUCUCAAUCGUAACCUGAAGAUGUUGCUCGAGAUAUUCCACUAGAUGGACUAAAAGGCAAAAUUUUAACAAUUUUUCUUCAUUCUAAUCGAUUGAGUAGACAAGGUUACUUUGUCAACGGACGAUCUGAAGUUUGUUUUUGAAAGAAAGACUUCAUCUUAAAGAAACAAAAACAGCGGAUUUACAGCUUUUCAAAGAAAUUAUCUUCUGGAGCUAUUGGUUCCGAAAACUUGCGCGGCAGACCCCUCUGGGAUCUCUCCCUCCAAUCUCCAAUGCAGUGAAGAUCGAGGAACUGGGGAUUUCCAUUUCUACAAAAGAUCGCUGGAAAAACUAUUUUACUUCGAACUCUUCAAAAGAAAUCCUCCGGCAUUUCGGCUUCGUCUCAGUCGCAGUGAAAGUUACUGACAGGGGCUUUGACAGCGGCGCAGGAUGCCACAGAAAGAAUACUAUAACCGAGCCACGUGGGACUCUGGCGUAGCCUCCAUGAUGCAGAACAGUCACAGUGGUGUGAAUCAGCUUGGUGGUGUGUUUGUCAACGGCAGACCGCUGCCGGACUCAACGAGACAGAAAAUAGUCGAGCUUGCUCACAGCGGCGCCCGCCCGUGCGAUAUCUCCAGGAUUCUCCAGACCCAUGCUGAUGCAAAAGUCCAAGUGCUGGACAAUGAAAACGUAUCAAAUGGGUGCGUGAGUAAAAUCUUGGGCAGAUACUAUGAAACCGGCUCCAUUAGACCCAGGGCGAUCGGAGGCAGCAAACCAAGAGUAGCGACUCCUGAAGUGGUCGGGAAAAUCGCUCAGUACAAGAGGGAGUGCCCUUCUAUCUUCGCCUGGGAAAUCCGAGACAGACUGCUGUCAGAGGGAGUCUGUACCAACGACAACAUACCAAGUGUGUCAUCGAUAAACAGAGUCCUCCGCAACCUGGCUAGCGAAAAGCAACAGAUGGGUGCAGAUGGCAUGUAUGACAAGCUGAGAAUGCUGAACGGUCAAACAGGGACAUGGGGGACCCGGCCGGGCUGGUACCCCGGAACUUCGGUGCCAGGGCAGCCAAACCAAGGUAAAGCAGAUUAUCGUAUCGAUUAUUAUUCAUAGGUGUGAAAAACUCAGUCGUCCUUCAGUUUGUGUUAAAUCGGAAUGAUGAUAUAUCAAAUACAGGUUAAUAAGAACAAAAUCAAUGUAAAUGAAAAACAUAACGAGCUUGAGAUUAUCUUAAACAACAACAACAGUAAUAUAUAGCGAUUUAUUUAAUAGGUAGCGGUUUAUUACGGUAACUUGAUUUAUGUGUACAACUGACAGCAGUACAAGUGACUUUGAUAAAAACUACGAAAUAGGCAUAUUUUAAGACAAUUUAAAUAUUAAAUAAAGGACAGAAAUAUUUGUGAAGAAUGUUAUAUCUAUAACAUACAUAUUUAGUGUAACCACUAAAAGAACAUUUAGCCAUAUUUUCUGGGUAUACACAGAUACACACACACACGUUACUUAUCAAUUAAUUACUCGGAAUUUCAAACUAACUGCAGCGCAGUUUAUCAGUUGCGAUAAUGAAAUAAUGCAAAAUAAACGAGUUGCUGGAUGUAUUGUUAAGAUUUUCAAAUGACAGCCAGAUCCACCAGAAAGAAUACGUAUCACAGUUAACUUAUGGUAGUCUUACAUUCCGUUUCAGUAAAUAACCUCAAUACAUCCCCUGUGCUGAAACUGGGCGCAAUGAUAUCUUAAGCAAUAUCCAGCAACGUGAAUUUUGCCUCUCACUCCUAGCCCCACUCGUGCAAGAAAACUGAAACGGUGUACGGAGUAUUUGUACAAAGGGUGUUUCUGUCACACGUAAGAAUUUGUUAUGGGAACAAUUCUGUCGCUAUGUAAUUGCUCAUUAGAGAACGCUUUGUUUCUCAUUAAGGCGACAUGAAUAAGCGUCUAGUUGGAGGAGACAGCUGUAGAAAUGUUCCACCGGAAACCCCUGGACACGAUAUGGCACCGCUUGCCAAUUAGACAUGUCAAUUUUAAGAGAAUUAAACAAUAUAGGAUGGACUCUAUACAGACACAUAAAACCGUUUUUCUUUCUAUUUGUGUCAGUCGACUAAUUGCUGGACCGAACAAUGGACAGCAUUAGAGCACCUGUUUAACAUGGGUUUAUAUUUUCUGUACCGCCCAGUUCAGUCUUAAAUUUACGCGAAUUUUCUUUCAUGUACAGUCCAUUGAAUCGCAUAUAUGUCUUUUUUAUAAGUAAAAGACAUUUCUCGCUUAAUAAUCAUCAAUAACUGGUGCUACAAUUUGCCGACCCAACAGACAUGAAGUUUGGAUUAUAGCCAAAGGAAACGACAUACUAGAACUAUGACUAAUAUUGCCAUUUAUGGAAAUAUAUAUUGUCAAUAAUUUAAUAUCUAGUAAAUUCAUAGCUUCUGCGUUAUAGUUUAUCCAGUCAUCUUGUUUUAGAUAUGCCAUUGCUUUUCACCAUUAUAAUAUGCAACGAAAACUAAAAAACGAAGCCAACGAUUAAUUUGAGUAACUGUUCGUUAUUGGUUGAGAAAAAG
This is a messenger RNA of Paramormyrops kingsleyae, 2843 nucleotides long. The record is from RefSeq and is a predicted model, not a curated record. Lineage: Eukaryota; Metazoa; Chordata; Actinopteri; Osteoglossiformes; Mormyridae.